Messenger RNA from Neocloeon triangulifer, 4961 nucleotides. RefSeq lists its product as uncharacterized. The record is from RefSeq and is a predicted model, not a curated record. The transcript has 18 exons. NCBI's taxonomy places the organism in Eukaryota, Metazoa, Arthropoda, Insecta, Ephemeroptera, Baetidae. The coding region runs from base 2332 to 3267 and encodes 311 amino acids.
ACUCUCGACAGGACUUUUCCCCGAAGUUCUCACUUGCGCAGAGCUGGAGACUUUCCCGGACUCGAACGUGCUUCUUAAUUAAUUAAUUGACUUAACUUGGCGGCCUCAUGGAAAUUGGCUUUAAUUCUAAUUGGCCUUUAAUGCUUUUACUCUUUUAUCUUUGUGCUCUAACUAAAAAGGGUUAAUUGAUAUUUCAAGUAAACAAGUUAAUUAACAAUAACAAAUAAAGUGAUGGUUUAUUCUUAAAACUAAACAAUAAUUGGCCAAACUAAUGCGGAAUUACUAUUAGAUUUAAUAUUCAAAUGCUGAGUUUUAAGGUUCGGACUGAAUUAGUGAACGGAUUAAGCUGAUUUAAAAGGAUAUUCAGUUCGGAAUUUAUCUAGCGUGGGCGCCAAGCAAUACCUUUUAAAGCGGGAAGGGAAACCAUUACAACCACACUCAGUCGAGUCCAGGAAGCGUCUGCUUGGGCACUCAGGUGGCGCCCUGAGCGCGGCGGUCGUAGUUCUUGGUGGUGGCGUGGCGCGCGGGGCGGGAACUUAAGGGUUGUGCUCAGCUUUGGUUAAUAUACUAAAUGGCCUUAACGCGCGCGGUUACAUAAUUAUAAGAUUUGUACAAUUAAAGUUCUUCUUCUGCAAUACAAUAAUUAAAGGUCCCUGUGGUUACACCACAGACUGCCUCCCGACAAAUUUGAGUCACGCCCUCGUGACUCGUAACUUCUUUGUCCUCCCGGGUCCUCGGCAGGGUCAGUCUGGGGCGCAAGGUUGACAGCAUUCGAACAAGCUGCGCAAGUGCUCUCGAGGGCCGAGGGCGUCCGAGACAAUGGGGUUGUUAUCGGGUCCCUCAGACAGGCUUGCGCUCCGCUGCAGGUUCUCAGGGUGGUGAGAAUUGGUUCUCAGCGCGCGCGUCAUCCAGGUUGCCCUCAAAUCAGCAACUCGGCAUCUGUGACCUUUGCUCUCUGUUCGGACAGAUUCAUAGACAAAUAUGUUUCGCAAACAGUGAACUUACAUUUUAAUUACAAUUUUCGAAAAUUUUAAAUUUUGUUCCUUAAUUAACAUAUUAUUAAUUUAUAAUUGCCACUUUUGGUAUUUUAAAACCAAUUUUUUUUUUUAAAUUAAUUUCUUAAAUUACAAAUUUAAUUUAUCCGUAAAAUUAACAUGAUUUUUAACAUUUUAAUCUUAAGAAAAUUUGGCACGAAAUUGCUCACACUGGAUUAAAUAGCUAAAAAGCAGCAUGAAUGAAGGUGGUAAGCAACCCGCGCUACAUUUGUGCGAGCGUUUUCUUUCUUCCUCAUCUUCUUGCCUGCUCGCUCCUGCGGGAGGCGUGACGUCACGCACAGGGCAGCGAACAGCGGUGCGGUGGAGGGAGGAGGAAAGGUACCAAAACAAAACAUAAACAAAUUGGCGAUGAGAGAACUGCACUCGUCGAUGCGGCGAUGAUUUUCGACACGAUUUUGCUUGCCGACAGUGCCGACGAAUGUAGGAGGAUAUCUCUUGCUCGUCAAGAAGCUUUUACGGCCUCCCGACAAGACUCUUGCGUCGGUCUUCUCUUCUGGUGGGAUGAGAUGACUCUACUUGGACCUUGGGGUUGCUCGAGGUUGGCAUCCAAGCACACUGGAGCCUUUCUUUGGUUUCCGAUGGAGGGAGCCCAUCGAGUUGCUCGGCAGUGGCGGACAUUCACGACAAGCUUGACGAAGGCUAAGAGGCUUUCCUUGGUUGCUGGAGGGUGGCCGUUGGUGAUCGGCAGUGUAGCUCCCACCGUGGAGCCACACACGGAGGUGAUGGUCGCACUCGGAGGCUGAACGGGGCAGACUGACGGUGCUGCUGGAUUGCUCUGCCACAUAUUGGACGUCACCACACUGCUGGUGGUUUGCAUGAGAGUGCUCUGGUGGUUGGGGGCACCAAAGACAGCAUCCUUCAGCUGGCGAAUGUAUCCCAAGAGCUGCUGCUGCUGCUGCAAUUUUUCAUCCUCAGCUGCUUGAGCUUGCUCCUCACGCUCACGCCGGAGCUUGGUUCGCCGCAAGAAGUGCUCUUGAUUUUCUGCAAUUUCCCUCAUGCUGGAAAGGCCAUCAAACGCAUCUUUGGCCUCGGAGUAGCUGGGUGGCUGCUCAAACUCGGACGCCAACGCCUUCUUCAGGUCUUGGAGUGAGAGGGCGUCCAAGUUGAGCUUGCUGGCGAACCGGAACACGUCGCCUUCAGUGUUGCUGACAGCAAGGCGGACAAGCUCUGCAUCUCGGGUGUUUGGAAAGGCGAUUUUCACCCGCUCAACACUGUGGAUGAAGUUCUUCAAGGACAGGCUGCCAUCUGCUUUGUAGAUGCCAAUCAACUGGUAGACAUGAGCUCGAAUGGCGAUGGACUGUGGGUCUUCUGGUUGGAUAUCUCUGUUGACCAACUCGGACGAGGUGAGAGGUUCCAUGGUCAAAUUGCUCUUUUGAGCACUAUCCCGGAUUCCUUUGAUCCUGAUGUCGAUGAGCCAAGCGAAGAAAUGAUAAAGUACCAAAAGUCCAUCCUAGAGUUGGCCGAAAUUGAAGCAGCUACAACCAAACUGGCUGUAAGGGCAGAUGAAGUACGGAGUGUCGCCCAGGAACUAUCGCCUAGAAUGGACCAGGAACGGAAUAUGCCUUCCACGUCUGCCAGUCUGGUUCCCACUGCGGGCCAGAGUUUUGAUCCGAACUGCCCCACUUCAAGCAGGCGGCCAACAAGACGAACUGCCAGACUACCACGACAGGAAGAGAGAAAUGUGUCCACCUCGUCUUCUGACGAACACAUUUCACAACAGCCGACGGACAAGGAGUGGAAUGUGCCUUCCACCUCUGGUGGUAGUCUGGUUGCCACUGCGGGCCAGAUUUUUGAUCCGAACUGCAGCCCAAGAUCAACUAGGCAGACAAGAAAAACUGCCAGACCACAACAGGAAGAGCGAAAUGUGUCCACCUCGUCUGACGAACAGGACCAUGAGGAGCCUUCCGCCUGCACGUCUGACAAUCUGGUACGGUCUGAGUUUUUUGAUCUGACAAAUCGGCCAAGAUCAAGCAGGCCACCAACACAAACUGCCAGAUCACGACAGGAGACUGAGGCUGAAGAAAAACUACUUGGUACCCAGAGAGAACCCCUUUACCGACUCUAUCUUGGCAAGGCCGAGUUGGAAAUAGGUGUCCUCACCGACGAAAAGAAGCUUACUCUGGUCAUCAAGAGCUGCACUACAGCCCAGCAAAUGAGCCAUGGAAUUGCUUACCUUUUAUUCGGUCGCAGGCGGCUAGUUCGGUCAACCUAAAAUGAUGGGCUCAACACCAUCAACAGAAUGGAUGAGUUGGACAAAUAGUUUUGAGCAUCAUAAUCGGGCACCGAUUGAUAUUGUGUUUUAAGAACAGAAUUCGGAAUAAUGGAUUCCUCUUCGAUAGAAUAUCGUGUCUAUGGGAUUCCAGAAGAGAAGUUCUUCACAAUUUCUGCCAGUGACUUCCGAGGAAGAAAUAAGCCAAACGGAACCGAAUAUGGCAAUUACACCAAAUACCGUUUUGUAAACCCUUUUUCAGGAGAAGCCUCACGUUGUUGCAACGAGAGGGUUGGUGGUAAAAAAGGAGGAGGCCAAUGACGUCAAAUGCGAGCCCGACAACAUGAGUUUUGAGCCGACAGACACAUCUUCACCCCCAAUAUUGUCAUGAACGACUUCACCACCGAAUAAUGACCAAAGUGUUGUUGAAGAGGUUCCUGAGGAAUUGAACGCCAAGCAGGAGCUGAACUUCAACUCAUCACCAUUAUUUGAUGAUUCGUCCGUUUUGAUCAUAAUGGAUGAAGGCUCGUCGCCUCCCAUUAAUAAAAGCGCCGAUCUGAUCGUGCAGAAUUAAGAAACAGAGAACGGCAAAAAACCAAAAUAUUCUGAUUCCUCCGCAGAGGACCAACGGUCGUCAUCAGAUUGGUUGAAGGUGCCCAAGACGAAGAGCAGGUCCUGAAAUAACCGCUGCUGACGAUGCAGACGACAUGGAGAAAGAUGAGUCUAAUGAAAAGCUACUCUCACAAGAUCAAGAGCACCCGGCGACCACAUCCCCGGCUGCAGAUGUUACGGAGGCAGUUCAGCCUAACAACCUGCGCGACUUGCAAGAUUUUGAAGCUGAGAAUUCUGAUUCCUCUGCAGAGGACCAACAGUCGUCAUCAGGUGGCCAAGACAAAGAGCAGAACUUCCUGAAAUAACUGCUGACGAUGCAGACAACAUGGAGAAAGCAGAUGAGUCUAAUGAAAAGCUACUCUCACAAGAGCAAGAGCACGCGGCGACCACAUCCCCUGCGGCAGAUGUUACGGAGGCAGUUCGAAAACCGCUUCUUGCAAGAUUUUGAAGCCAAGAAUUCUGAUGCCUCCGCAGAGGACCAACGGUCGUUAUCAGGUGCCCGUGAAACAGAGUUGGAACGUCCUGAAAUAACUGCUGAUGAUGCAGACGACAUGGAGAAAGAUGAGUCUAAUGAAAAGCUGUCACAAGAGCACGCGGCGACCAACCCUUCGGCAGAUCUUACGGUUCGAAAACAGCCUAACAACCUACGCUUCAUAGCUUUGGAGGAUUUUGAACCUCACCAGCCGGCGACCUGGACCAGGCGGCACCUCCGCCGGACAAUUAACACCCCAGCCUGACACCCUCGAGACACACCCCCGAGUUUUGCCUGCAGAACUGACAGAUUCCCAAUCUGGCGACCACCUGCUGACCCAACAGCUGUCCCCCGGGUUCAACACCCCAGUGAGUCGCCAGGCCUUUUCUCUGUGACUGACUAUCAGCGCUCCCAGGAGAACCUGUCCGACCCUGCAGCAGCCCUUCAUCUCGUCCGGUGUCAUCCGAGCAGCGACCUCGAGAGAACUUCCAACCCCACCCGUGAUGAAGCAACCCGCCCCGCCUCCCAUCAGUGAUUUUCCCCACUAAAUUAAAAGUAUUAUCUGAAAAGUAGAAUUGUACUAAAUAGGGAAUAUAACCCAGAAGAAGACAAC